This is a messenger RNA of Siniperca chuatsi (mandarin fish), 3300 nucleotides long. RefSeq names its product leucine-rich repeat neuronal protein 3-like. Lineage: Eukaryota; Metazoa; Chordata; Actinopteri; Centrarchiformes; Sinipercidae. The transcript is spliced from 2 exons. Bases 682 to 2790 code for a protein of 702 amino acids. The record is from RefSeq and is a predicted model, not a curated record. Gene Ontology annotation, molecular function: protein binding.
UCUCUCUCUUUCACUCAGCCUCUCUUUUUCACUCUUAGUCUCUAUCAGUGUCUCUCGCUCCCCCCUCUCUCUAGAUCUCUCUGUCGCUGUGGAGAGGAAAAGAGAGAAGACGUUGGUUCUUGGAGAUACUCGAGGAAAACAGGAAAAUAGCUGCUGCUGCUGCUGCUGGAAGUUAACAUGCAGCGCUGCAUGCCUUAAAUAAAACACACACACACACACACACACACACACACAUGCUCUGUGCGGCUGCAGCCAUGCCAGGAAUACCUGCUGAAUAUCUGCUGCUGCAUGGGACGUGAUGGAUACCGCUUCUACUGAUGGAAACUGACACCAGUGACAGCGACGGAGGAUAAUAAUGAUGGAAGGCAGAGUGAUUCUUCCCCAGCCAGAGCCACAGCAUUUCUCAACCACCCCUCUGUUGCGCAGCGCCGCUCCCUGAAGGAUACAUCGACCUUGACAUAUCACAGCGUGCAUGACAACCUGGCACGGACUGAACGGAAAGGUUGCCUCUCUUUGCCAAAAGCUGGAAGACAACAGGGCCAAAGCUUCGGGGACCAGGCGUCAGCAGAAAUCCACUCUGUCUUGCUGCAGUAACAAAUGAGCUUUUAUUUGUGACGUUAACAGUGCUAACAGCUGACUCCAUAAGGGCCAAUUACUGGCUGAAGGGAAUACGGGGCCAAGAUGAAGGAGACAGCAGUUGUGGCUUGUUUGCUGGCUGAGCUGUCUCUGGCUGCUUUUGUUCUGGCCUCUGAGGGGGCCGCUUAUUGCCCUGCAUUGUGUCGAUGUGAGAUACGACCCUGGUUCUCACCCAGCUCUAUUUACACCGAGGCUGCCACCGUGGACUGUAAUGACUUGGGACUCUCAACGCUACCAGAGAGACUCCCCUCAGAAACACAGGUACUGCUGCUACAGACAAAUAACAUAGUUAAUGUGGAGAAAACUUUGGAUUACUUGGUCAACAUCACUGAAAUCGAUUUGUCUCAGAAUAACAUUUCCUCGGUGAGCGAUGUUUGUCUGGGGUCUCUCCCCCAGCUGCUGUCACUCCACAUGGAGGAGAACUGGAUUCAGGAGCUAUCUGACAGCUGCCUCGCUUCCCUGCCCAACCUCCAGGAGUUCUACAUCAACCACAACCUGAUUUUCUCCAUUAGCCCCAGAGCCUUCCAGGGCAUGACCAGGCUGAUGAGGCUCCAUCUCAAUUCCAAUCGACUGACAAGCAUCAACAGCCAGUGGUUCCAGCAUCUCCCCAAUCUGGAGAUAUUGAUGCUAGGAGAAAACCCCAUCCUCGAGCUGUCAGACAUGAACUUUAAACCCCUGGCUAACCUUCGAAGCCUUGUGCUUGCCAAGAUGAAUUUGACUGAAAUUCCGGACAAUGCUCUGAUUGGCCUUGAGAAUUUGGAGAGCAUCUCAUUUUUUGACAACUUGCUGAUUCGAGUCCCCAGAGCGGCGUUGACGAGAGUCCAGAACCUGAAGUUUCUUGAUUUGAACAAAAACCCCAUUGAGAGGAUCCAGAGAGGUGACUUCAUGGACAUGAUGCAUCUCAAGGAGCUUGGCAUCAACAGCAUGCCUGAGCUUGUAUCCAUUGACAGUUUUGCUCUGAACAACCUGCCAGAGCUGACAAAAAUCGAGGCCACCAACAAUCCCAGGCUGUCCUACAUACACCCCAGGGCCUUCCACAAGCUCCCCAGGCUGGAGACUCUGAUGUUGAACAGCAACGCUCUGAGUGCGCUUCACCGCAGCACCGUGGAGUCCCUGCCCAACCUGCGAGAGGUCAGUCUGCACAGCAACCCCAUUCGCUGUGACUGUGUCAUCCGCUGGGUCAACAUGAACAGGACCGCUGUUCGGUUCAUGGAGCCUGACUCCCUGUUCUGUGUGGAGCCUCCAGAGUACCAAGGUCAGCACGUCCGACAGGUACAUUUCAGGGAGAUGACAGAGAUCUGCCUUCCUCUGAUCUCACCUGGGAGCCUCCCGGAUCGGGUCGAAGUCGUUAAAGGGAACUCUGUGUCGCUUCACUGCCGGGCGUUCGGAGAACCAGAGCCUGAGAUCUACUGGGUGACACCAUCGGGUGACAGGGUCCUACCUGGGAGUGUGUCUGAUAAGUACUACAUGCACCCUGAGGGAACCUUUGACAUCUACGAUGCCAUGGAGCAGGAAGCUGGCUCGUACACCUGCAUCGCCCACAAUCUUGUCGGGGCAGACCUCAAGUCUGUGAUGGUUGCGGUGGAUGGAUACAUUGCCCUGCCUUCAAAUCAACCUUUACAUGUAUAUAUCAGAUCUGUCCAGUCUUAUUCUGUUAUGGUUUCCUGGGAGAGCACAGGUGGUUUGGUAUCACAACUAAAUUGGUCCAUUUUAGCCGAUGGCAGCAGCCUCUUGAUGCCAUUCAAAGCCAGGCUUCCUGCUGAUGUCAAACAGUACAGCAUCAAACAGCUGAAGCCGUCCACUCGCUACCAGGUUUGUGUUGAAGUCACUGCAGCACAGCUUGGAUACAGCAGGGACUGUGUCAACGUGACCACAAAGGAGGCAACGGCCCCGAGGGAGAAAACUGAGAACUGGGACAGUCUGGUGAUGGCUACUUGUGCUGUCUUUUUUAUUGUGGUUACCGUGGCUUGCUCUGUCAUCUAUACAUCUCUGUAUAGCCAGGUGUUUUACAGGAAACUGAUAGCAGACCCGGCUGAAACACUGCUGAUUCCCAGCACUCAUUCCUCCUCUUCUUCUUCUUCUUUCCUGGAAUUUGGUGUGUCUGGGGUCAAGGUGAGGGCAACUGUAAUAGACUUACAGGACGACUCCAUGUAAGAAACGUCCUUGUCUGUAAAAGCACUUUGGGAUUAAGCGAAUAUGAAGAGUGAUGAACACUGGACAAUGUAAUUUACGUGCCCUCUUUUCACGACUUUGGAUGGGACAUUUUGCACUGGAACUCAGCUGGGUGGCAUCAUAGGAAAAUUCAUACGCAUUUACGUAACCGGCUAAAAGCAGAGACUAUUUUGUAUUUCAAACUUGUGUCAUUAUAACAAGCUUAAUCAGGCAGAUAUCUUGACUAUAAUCUACAUGGCUACUGGUCAUUCAUGCAGUGCAACCAGAGUUAAGCACAGCACAGGAACUAUUCUGUCUUAAGUACCUUGUUGAGGCUUUGAUGUCUGCAAAAGCAUUUUCUUUGCUGUGUUACAAUAAACGGUGCCAAGCGAAGAUAGUUUAUAACAGCAGAAAAAAAAAUCUUGUUAGUCUAGUGUUCAGUUAAACCGACUAUAAUGUAAACAAUUUUAUGAACAAAUACAUUUUUCAUUAAACCUGUGUGGUGUCUUAUAA